AUGGUUGGCAAGGAAAUAGUUGCUCUUAAAGAUAUGCACAUGGCUUUUCCUUUUUCUGAAAUGAAGUGGAUCUUAACUACCAUCAAAAGUGUGCUUGGAAUCAUGGACCUCGAAGUUCAAAAGUGCAACAAAGGGAAGAGGAAGAUAAACUAUGAAACCUCUCUUGCACCUGAACUAUCAGAGAUGCAAGAAGAGCUUAAAUCUGUUCGUCUUAAGCUAGUUGAGCAUGAUGAGGAGAAUAAGCGACGUGAUGAGGAGCUAAAGGAGCUAAGGCAAAGUCAUGGUCGGGUUUCUGAACUUGAGAAGCUCCUCACGUUUUUGAAGAAGGACAAUCCGCAGAUCGCAUCAUACAUGUCUCAACCCCCUGACUUGGACUCAACUCAACAACCGAUGGAUUGA
Arabis nemorensis is the source of this 399-nucleotide messenger RNA. NCBI's taxonomy places the organism in Eukaryota, Viridiplantae, Streptophyta, Magnoliopsida, Brassicales, Brassicaceae. The record is from the annotation of a GenBank genome assembly.